AUGGCCACUCUUUUGCCAACCUUGUGGUCAUUUGUCCGCGACACUGUUCGUGAGGGCUUCGACAGUAAUGCUUUUGACCUUGUUUGUUAAAGAUCUUUUUCAAUUAUCACAAUCUAAUCUUUUAAGGAAGUUUCAAGAGACUUUGACACCCAAGAUAUAGCUCAAGCGACUGGCAGAUAUGAACAAGAAGCAAAGGAUUUGUUGCAUAAUGUAAUUUAUAUUUUCUGGCAAGGAAAUUAUAAAGUCCAUUUUAGAAAACCGAGAUCAAAAAGCUGAUAUCAUACAUAGACCUGACGACGUUGGCUGGCGAUGACACUGCUGGACGAGUUAUAGCUCUGGCUGAUAGGGCCUUAAACCCAGUUCCUACGGUCAGCCACAAAUUAUUUUUCUGCUCAACUGAAUUUUUUUAGGAUGGCUCAGUUCGGUGCGCUGCAGUCUGUGUAUACCCUCAGAGAGUGUUGGAUGUGAAAAAUCACUUGAAAGCGAAAGGUCGAAAACUUAACAUUGCCGCAGGUUUUCGACCAUUUUUUAAGAGAAAAUUUUAUUUUUCUAGUCGCCGCCGGUUUUCCUUCUGGGCAAUAUCAUCUGCAGUCAAAGUUGAUGGAAGUUUCACUUACCGUCGAUGAUGGCGCCACGGAAAUCGAUAUCGUGAUUAGCCGAGCAGCGGCUCUCGAUGAGGAUUGGAAAAGUUGGUUGAUUUAAGUGGCUUUUUUUCUCAACUCGAUUUCGUUUGAAAAAGUCUUUUUAUAGCGGUUUAUGACGAAGUUCUUGCCCUGAAGAAGGCAUGCGGCAGUGCUCACAUGAAAACGAUUCUGGCGACGGGGGAACUCAAAACGCUCAGCAAUGUAUAUAAAGCAAGUUGGGCUAGUAUUUUGGCAGGUAGGGUCCGAGCUGAAGAAGCUCUCUAGUGAAGGAACCUAGGUUCCGAUUUCAUCAAGACUUCCACCGGCAAAGAGUCCGUUAACGCCACUUUGGAAGUCGCCUACGUCAUGUGCUCAGCCAUCAAGCGGUGGUACGAGCAAACCGGCAAAAAGGUAUUUUUUUAGGUCUAGCUGAAAAGGGAACUUUUCUUAAUUACGCUGUCGAAGUGGUUAAGCUCAACUUCAAAUAAACGAUCGUGGAUUUCGAACUUCAAACAUUAAGCUAUUAAAGUUGAUUUUCAUAACUGGUAGUGAUUAAAUAAUGGUUCUCGUUUCUUUUAAAUAAUUCUGUCUUUUUAAAGGUGGGAUUCAAGCCGGCUGGCGGUAUCAAAACGCCGGAAGAAGCACUCGCCUACGUCGCCUUGAUCAGAGAAGUAAAAAUUACUUCUUCGAACGAUGAAAUAGUUGUGGUUUGCAGGUUCUUGGUGAAGAAUGGUUGAACCCCCAACUUUUCCGCAUUGGCGCGAGCAGCCUUCUUGACAAUUGCCUUAAAGCUCUUUAG
Messenger RNA from Caenorhabditis auriculariae, 1422 nucleotides. The record is from the annotation of a GenBank genome assembly. NCBI's taxonomy places the organism in Eukaryota, Metazoa, Nematoda, Chromadorea, Rhabditida, Rhabditidae.